AUGUUGCCACACCAAUCCAAUUCCACUCUAGCAAAUGGGUUGAUCGAUUCGAAGACGAAAACCAUCCUUACGACCAGUGGCGGCGGGGCGUUCAUGUCCCCGAUUGGACCAAUCCAACUGACGGCCGAAGAAUGCAACGACAUCCUGAUGAAGCGGGCGGCGGCCGCGGUCGCCGCGAACAAUCAGCACGCCAUCACCAACAACAACGAUGCACAGCAUGCGGCCAUCUCCGUGCAGGUGCAGAAAGUAAUCCAGGGCCUGGAAGAGGGUGAUGAUUCGCAGGCGACCACAUCGAAUCAUCAGAUGAAGAUCGAACCGACACUCAGCAUUUCCCCGAAGCUCGAGGCUCAGGAGGCUACCACACCGACACCGAACGUGGUCCCCAAGGAGCGUCCGUAUUCGUGCGAUCAGUGCGGCAAAUCCUUCCUGCUGAAACACCAUCUAACCACACAUGCGCGUGUCCAUACAGGCGAACGUCCACACGUUUGCAUCCAUUGCGGCAAGGACUUUGCCCACAAGCACUGUCUCAACACGCAUUUGCUGCUGCACUCGACCGAGCGUCCGUACCAGUGUCAGGAGUGUAAGAAGAGCUUCACACUAAAGCACCAUUUGCUGACGCAUUCACGGGUGCACUCGCGCGAACGACCCUUCGUUUGCGAUCAGUGUGGUCGGUCUUUCCCGCUCAAACGUCACCUGGUGACACACAGCAAGUUCCAUGCCGGCGAGCGUCCGUACGUAUGUGCGGAUUGCGGCGAAAGCUUUGCCCAGGACGAACACCUCGUAAUGCAUUCGCGGUUCCACGGUUCGGUCAACCCGUUCCAUUGCCGUGACUGCGGAGCGACGUUCCCGCGCAAGUUCCAGCUGGUUAACCACGGCAAGAUCCACGGGCGCGUACCGCACUCCUGCACGCUCUGCGGCAAAGAGUUCCUCCAGAAGCGCACGCUAGCAGCUCACAUGAGAAUCCAUACCGGAGACCAACCGUUCCCGUGCAUCGCUUGCGGUGAAGGUUUCCGUACGAAAUCUGAACUCAACGCACAUAACCGUCACACGCACGGUGGAAUAAAUCCCAAUUCAGCCAACACCACAAUUAUCACGACGAAUACCGUGGUCACGUCGAAUGCGCAGCAGCAACAGCAACAGGCUCAGGCGCAAGGCCAACAGCAGCAGCAUCAGCAGCACAUCGAGCAAGUGCAGGAUGUGGCGAAUGGCAACAUCAUCACUACGAUCGCUGCUACAGGCCAGGGUUCUCCUGAGGCAUCCCCGAAGCCACAGUACGCCUGUCGCGAAUGUGGUAGCGCGUUCAACAGCCGCGAGGCGUUGGCACUUCACCUGCGUCUGCACACCGGUGACAAGAGCCUGAUGACGGAUCUUUGUGCCCUUACCGCAGCGAUACCGGGUCAUCUCUUCCCGGCUGCGACUGCCGGUGGCGCUACGAUCAUGGCGACAAACCCCGUAAUACAAAACUCUUCCUUUCCAGUACAAAUUAUUACCUCCUCUGGGCAAGUCCAACAUCAGCAGCAAUUACAGCAAGCGCAGCAGGUGGUACAGCAACACCAACAGCCGCAAACCGUCGUCCAGCAACAAAGCCAACAGCAACAGAUUCAACAUCAACAGCAGCAGCAACAACAACAGCAGCAGCAACAACAACAACAACAACAGCAGCAGCAACAGCAACAGCAGCAGCAACAGCAUCAGCAGCAUACGGUUGUUGUAGCGCAGACGAAACCCAAAUCGCACUACUGCACCCACUGCGGUAAGGGCUUUGCGGCGAAGCACGGUCUUUUGCUGCACAACCGGCGCCAUCCGAACGGCGGUUGCACGGUGCGGACCCACGUGUGCGAGUGUGGCAAGGCUUUCUUCCAGAAAAAUCACCUGAUGCUACAUCAGCGUCAGCAUCUGGAGCAGAAUCAACGCACCGGCGGGGGUGGCGGUGCAGGUGGUGCUGCCGGUGGCGGUGCUGGAGGACAGGCUCAACAACAACAGCAGCAGAGCCAAGCAGCCACCGGUCAACAGCAGCUCGUGGUGAUUCAGCAACCGAACCAGGAAACCUUGGUGCAGCAACAGCACCAGACGACCACCCAACAGCAGCAACAGGCAGCGGCCGUUGCAGCCGCUCAGCAGCAACACCAAUUGCAACAACAGGCACAACAGCAAGCCCAACAGCAGGCCGUGGCAGUGCAGCAGCAACAACAAAACCAGAACAAUCAGCAUGCCAUGCGCAACCUGGUCAUCGCCAAUCAGCCCGUGCAGGUGCAGGUCCUGGAGGGUAACGCGACCCAAGUGAUCAAGUACGAGAUCAUUCACGACACGUCACGGCAGUCAAACGUCGAUGGCCCUGCUACUAGUGCCGCUGCCGCUACUGCUGCUACCGCUGCUGGCGGUGUUGUUGUCGCCACUCCGCCCUCCUCUUCCUCUGCCAUCUCGUGCAGCACCAUUACGGCGCUGUCAGCGGCUCGUCCGAUCGUAGUUACGUCGGCGAGUGACACCGGCACCGGUUCCGAAUUGGGAGGCAUCACAGGCAGUGGUGGUGCAGGGAAUAGUCAACAUCAACAUCACCACGCAGUAGAGAGCAGUGGCGCUGAUGAUGGGGGAGUAGGAGGAGGAAUGGCAGACGGUGGUCAUUAUUUGCUGGCACACGGGCAGCAACAGCAACAGCAGCAGCACCAUCAUGCUGCAGCGGUCGUAGUACCAGGGCAGCAGCAGCAACAACAUCACCAUCACGGUUCGAUCGUGGCAACACCGCAUGGUGCCAGUAAUCAUCCGCCGGUUAGCGGUGGCAGUGGAAUCACUGGUGUUGAUGGCAACGGCGGUGGCAUUCAGCAACACGCUCAGGACGUGAUUAUUUCAUCAGCUGGAAUUAUCAAGCACGAAAAGUUGUAA
This is a messenger RNA of Anopheles nili, 2880 nucleotides long. Its product is annotated as zinc finger protein 470-like. The record is from RefSeq and is a predicted model, not a curated record. Gene Ontology annotation, biological process: regulation of transcription by RNA polymerase II. Gene Ontology annotation, molecular function: DNA-binding transcription factor activity; RNA polymerase II cis-regulatory region sequence-specific DNA binding. The coding region runs from base 1 to 2880 and encodes 959 amino acids. Lineage: Eukaryota; Metazoa; Arthropoda; Insecta; Diptera; Culicidae. The transcript has 12 exons.